Penaeus vannamei (Pacific white shrimp) is the source of this 1209-nucleotide messenger RNA. RefSeq lists its product as uncharacterized. NCBI's taxonomy places the organism in Eukaryota, Metazoa, Arthropoda, Malacostraca, Decapoda, Penaeidae. Gene Ontology annotation, molecular function: microtubule minus-end binding. Gene Ontology annotation, biological process: spindle assembly; centrosome cycle. Gene Ontology annotation, cellular component: HAUS complex. The record is from RefSeq and is a predicted model, not a curated record.
CAAAAUCUGAAAUCCAAAAAUGUCGCGAGUGAAGGAUAAGGAAAUGCUGCAACACAUCAUUAAAUAUAUCGAUGUGCUAGAAUACCCAGGCAUGGAGACCCUAGAGCCAAGCUGGGUGCAAUCGGUACUCCUCACGGCAGGAGGACCGAGACAAAAUCUCCUAAAGUGGGUUCUAGAGCAGUUCUCUCCGGCAGAGGCUGUAGAAGUGCGGGCGCUGCCCCAGACGCUGCAGAUGCAAAGAAUACUUCAGUCAUUGUCGGCUUUGGGAGUUUGUCGUCACGGAGAUACAGAAGUAAUUGAGGGCAAUGCACCACCAGCAGCCCAGUACAAGUUUUGGCUGGGAUGCCUUGAGAGCAUUUACAACCUUCGCCGAUUCCCGCCCCUCCCUGCACACCAGCACUCUGAGUCUUAUGCUGCCGAUAGUUGUAUGGACCAGAUGUCCCAUUCGCCACAUUUGGAGUUGAUACUCAAGGAAGGUGGGGUGAAUGUAGUCCCAGGCGAUCAGAGGGAAAAAUACCGUGCUUGGUGUAAAUAUGGCCAGCGCACUCCCAUUUCGGAGUUGCUGAGACAGACAGAAGUGAAACUCAAAGAGUGCCAGAAAAUGUACGAGGCCAUGGACAAUAGAUGGAAGGCUGAGUCGAUCUUGAAUCCAAAAGAACUUCAGACCAAUAUGUGCAGCAGCAUAGCAGAUAUGAGCAAACAGCAAGAACUACUCCAAGGUGCCUACAGCUCAUAUAUUACUCCCUGGAUAACUUCUACACAGCAACUGGAACUGCCCAACACUGGUCCACUCAUCCAUGAAGCCAAUACAAAACUGGCGACGCUAACCAAGGUCUUAAAGGCGAUACAGGAUGCGUCCAAUAUGUGCGAGGAGCUAGCAGAGAGAGAAAAGGCAAUCAUGCGACACGCCAUGCAACCAUCUUCUGUGACCUCAACCCUGCAUACCCUUGUCAGCCAGUCCAACACCAGCGUCAAUGUAGUCAGAUAAUUUCGCUACCAGAUGUCAGUGCUUUUUAAUGUCCUCUAGACCUCAGAAGAUGCUGUUGAAUAUUUUUCUAUAUUAGUGUUUUUGUGGUUACAUCUGAAAGCAUUGAAUAUAAUUUUUAUUCUCUUUCUUCUUCCCCUGCAUCUUUGCAUUUCUUCUCCUUCCUGCUCUUCAUGGUUUCUUUUUCUUCCUCGUUUCUCCAUCCCUCUCCCUCUUCCUCUCCU